AUGUCCAAUAAACCAGAGAUUAAAGGAGACGGGCCGGUCAAAGACAUUGUACUCGCAGCAGACGAGGGCCGCCUCGAUGUUAUCACAGCGCUCUUGGAAAGCGGAAUAGAUCCAAAUACUGUCGACGAGACUGGGACCUCAGCUCUCCAUAAUGCAGCGAGAAGAGGACAUUGGCACACUGCGCGUCUCUUGCUGGAAAAGAAGGCAUCGCCUCGAAUCCAGGACGGUAAUAACGCAACCCCGCUCCAUCACGCUAUCAGGGCCGGCCAUGCACAGAUUGUUCGCCUCUUCCUCGAAUGUGACCCCUCACUAUCCGACUAUAAGGAGGGUGUUUCAUAUGGGCCGAUCCAUGUUGCCGCAGUGAAAGGUUAUGCUCGUAUUGUUCAAUUGCUUGUCGACUACAAUGCUCCCACCCUGGAGGAAAGCGCGAGUGGACAGACCGCUCUGCAUCUCGCCGCUGAGAGGGGACAUCAUGAUGUCUGCGAGAUCCUCUUGAAGCAUGAUAAACAGCUUCCUCGAUCAGCUUGGGACCGUCUGUUUGGGCCCAGCUUGGAGGUCCACGCGAAGGAUGAGGUAGGAAAUACGGCUUUUGCAUUGGCGGUGGAGAAGGGCUUUCACCAGACUGUCGAUGUCUUCCUACGCUAUCAUCCGGAGUUGGCCAAUACGAGCAACCGCUGGAAAGAGUUGAAUUUCCAUUUAGCAGUCGAGUCCGGACAUAUUAAGACUGUUGAAGCAUUCUUGAACAAUGGCGCGAACGUCGACAUGAAAGGGAAAGAGGGGCGCCGAGCUCUUCAUGUUGCUGUGGCCAGGCACUCGUUAGGGUAUUCCAUCGACGGUAAAGCUGACGCGAUGAUCGACUGUCUCCUUGAGCAUGGGGCCAUCGCUAAUGCGAAGGAUAAUCAUGGCAAUUUGCCAGAAUAUCACAGCUCUGACCCGAAGACCAGAAUGAAAUUACGGAAUCAUGCAACCGCGCAGGUCUCAGGGAAGCCCGUUCCUCCGGCGCCUACCAGUAUAAGCUCAGCCCCACCGCCUGCGUAUAAAGCAUAA
Penicillium chermesinum is the source of this 1047-nucleotide messenger RNA. Its product is annotated as ankyrin repeat domain-containing protein. The coding region runs from base 1 to 1047 and encodes 348 amino acids. The transcript has a single exon. Gene Ontology annotation, cellular component: cytoplasm. Gene Ontology annotation, molecular function: protein binding. Lineage: Eukaryota; Fungi; Ascomycota; Eurotiomycetes; Eurotiales; Aspergillaceae. The record is from RefSeq and is a predicted model, not a curated record.